Molecule: messenger RNA, 1042 nt
Organism: Heterobilharzia americana
Lineage: Eukaryota; Metazoa; Platyhelminthes; Trematoda; Strigeidida; Schistosomatidae
Source: the annotation of a GenBank genome assembly
UCAAACACAAACUGAAACUCAAACACGAACUAAAACUCAGACACAAACUGAAACUCAAACUCGAACGACAACUCAAACAGAAAUUCAAACUGAAACCGAAACUGAGACUGAAACACAAACUCAAAGAAAAACGAAAACUCAGACACAAACUGAAACUCCGAGACAAACUGAAAAUCAAACAGAAAGUGAAGCUGGAACACAAACUGAAACUGAAACACAAACUCAAACCGAAAAUCAAACACAAACUGAAACUCAAACAAAAACUGAAACACAAACCACAACUCAAACACGAACUGAAACUGAAAAUCAAAGACAAACGCUAACCUGAGCACAAAAUGAAGUUCAAACUCAAAAUCACUACCACUACUACUGCUACUACCGCUACUACUAUUACUGCUACUACUACUACUACUGCUGCUACCACUACUGCUACUGCUGCUCGCAAUAAUACUACUGCUACUAUCACGUGUAAUAGCACUACUCUUACCACUACUUCUACGACUCACAGUUCUGGUAAUCACAGUGUUACUAAUACUACCACUUCUGCUGCUAAUACUCACACUACUACUACUAAUGCGACUAAUCACAGUACUACUACUACCCAUGGUACUACUACGCACGGUACUACUACUUCUACUCACAGUACUAGUACCACUACUGCAGAUGAAGAAGGAACUGCUUUAACACCAAUCGCCAUCAACGGGAGAAACCUAAAGAAAGUAGUCUCUUUUCCCUACCUAGACAGCAUCGUUUCAACUAUAAGUGGCACAGGCGACGAUGUCAAAGCCAGGAUCGGAAAAGCAAACGAAGACAGGCCUUCACCAAUCUGAAAUAAUCAGUAUGGAGAUAUACUGCAGUGCACUACACUUCAAUCAGGAUAAAGAAGAACAAUUCAGUCAAGUCAGUGCUGCGAUAUGGUUCAGAAACUAGCCGUGUCAUGAAAAGCACUUCCAACAAACUACAAACAUUUAUCAACAGCUGCCUACGCUGGCUCGAUACUGAAGAUAAGAUCAGAUGGCCAGAAAGAAUAAGCAACAAGGAA